GAUCGUGUGUGACACCGCAAGUAGUUAAUCGCCUCCUAGACGUGGCCCCCCUAAACCCCACGCGCAACUGCAGAAGGCACGCCACAUUUCUAAACCCCGGCGAGCAAAGCCGCCGCGGCAGUCACCGGAACCCGCGCCGCCCGCCUGAUGGGGAGCAGGGUGGCCGCGGCGCUGCUCCGGCGGGGCAGGGAACAGGCGUCCGCCCUGCUGGCGCCUCGCCUUCCGAGGAGCGCUCCCGCUCUGGCCCCGCCUAGGGUUGGGCCCACUUCCUCCUCCUCCGGCGGCGGCGGCGGAGGCUGCCUCCUCCCGCCGAGGCCGGGGCCAGCAGGGGCCUGCUCCACCGCUUCCCGGCUCGCCUCCUUCCACGCCUUCCGCUCCUUCGCUCCGAAGACCUUGUUCGGCCAAUGCACAAGAAAAAUGUCAACUACUGUGGCAGCACUGAAUUCAACAGUGGCCAGUGGAGCAGCAAAUUCAGGAUUGAAGUUGCUUGUUACAAAAGGGCCACAAGCCCAGAAGGCAGUUGGGAUAUGGCUCUUUGGGUGUGCUGCCUGGGUGUUCAGCUUGGUCAUACUCGGAGGGAUUACUCGCCUCACACGUUCUGGGCUGUCAAUGACUGACUGGAAGUUCACAGGCGAAAUACCUCCAAUGUCAGACGCUGCGUGGCAGUUGGAAUUUGAGAAAUACAAGCAGUCUCCUGAGUACAAGAGGGUGAACAAAGGAAUGAGCCUUGAAGAUUUCAAAUUUAUAUACUGGAUGGAGUAUGCACACAGAAUGUGGGGAAGGGCUUUGGGCUUUCUAUUUGCGGGUCCUUUUGCAUACUUUAUUGCAAAAGGGUAUGCUACCCGCCAACUUGGGCUCAGGCUUUCGGCACUUUUUGCACUUGGUGGUGCGCAAGGACUGAUUGGCUGGUGGAUGGUGAAAAGUGGUCUUGAGGAACCAACAUCUGAGUAUGUUCAGCCAAGGGUUAGCCCUUACAGGUUGGCAACUCAUCUAGCCUCUGCAUUUGCUAUCUACUGUGGUAUAUUGUGGACUGCUUUGUCAGUAGUGAUGCCAGAUCCUCCAACCGGUUCAAUGAGUUGGGUAAAUGGUGCAGCAAAAAUUAGGAAGUUGGCAAUUCCUGUCAGUGCUGUCGUAGGCAUUACAGCCAUAUCUGGAGCAUUUGUUGCAGGCAAUGAUGCAGGGCAUGCAUACAAUUCAUUCCCAAAGAUGGGUGACACCUGGAUUCCUGAAGAUGUGUUUAGCAUGGAGCCUUUCGUACGCAAUUUUUUUGAGAAUACAUCUACUGUGCAGCUCAAUCACCGAAUCCUUGCAACAGCCACAUUAUUGUCUGUGGGUGGAUUAUGGCUGGGUGCCAGGAAAAUUGACAUGCAUCCAGCAAUCAAGUCUCUGAUCGGGAGCACAUUUGGAAUGGCUGCUCUUCAGGUUACGUUGGGCAUAUCUACACUGUUGAUGUAUGUUCCUACCUCCUUGGGCACAGCGCACCAAGCUGGAGCAUUGACUCUAUUGUCACUGAUGAUACUUCUUACUCACACAUUAAGAAGGCCAUCACCAGCUCUUCUUAAAUCACUUGCAACUGCUGUGAAAUCAACCUGAUACUAUGCCUUGAAAAUCUUUCAUCCGACAAUUUACCCUACUAACAUGAAUCGGUGCCCUAGUUUCUUCGCACUGCCUGACUACUGAAACUUUUUUGCCGGGAAAAAGUAUGUUACUAUUUUAAUAAAGUGUUGUUAACGUUUUACAGUGCCAAAUAUUAGAAACAUUUCCAGACUCUUUCUUCAUAUUCUAACAUUUCCUUUCUGGCACAUUCUGUUUUGAGCUGUGAGCUCUUGUAGUCUUGUACCAAUGGAAGCGGAUGGAUUUGUACCCUGAGAUUAUACGCCAGCCACGGUUCCCUUGUAUUCUUAUGUACCAGGCCAAGGCUGAUCUGGAUCCUAGAUGUUUAUCUGAUUGAUCACAGCGCAUUUGGCUGUAACGAAGCUUGCCCAUGUUGAUGUCUUCAGAAUUUUAGAUUGUAUAUAAUGGAAUACCUUAUGUGAUUAA
Molecule: messenger RNA, 2040 nt
Organism: Setaria italica (foxtail millet)
Lineage: Eukaryota; Viridiplantae; Streptophyta; Magnoliopsida; Poales; Poaceae
Product: cytochrome c oxidase assembly protein COX15
Exons: 7
Coding region: 148-1593 (481 amino acids)
Biological process (GO): heme A biosynthetic process
Cellular component (GO): mitochondrial inner membrane
Molecular function (GO): oxidoreductase activity, acting on NAD(P)H, heme protein as acceptor
Source: RefSeq, a predicted model, not a curated record